UUUCAUCACCUAGUCAUACAAACAGGACAAGACUCAAAAGAAAAAGUUAGAGACCUGCUGAGACUAAACCAUCCAUAGUAUCUACUGCGGGACCCAGAACACAACAGAGGGGUCAUACCAUGAUAGAGAGUGACAAAGAGCUGUCGGCCAAGGUCCAGGAGCUAUGGGACAACGAUAUCAACAGACUCCAACCUGGAAUUGAUUACAGGAUCUCUCUGCAGGGGAAAGCUGGAGACAGCAUGGCCAUCAACGACAGCAACGAUAUAGCAGGAUAUCCUCUGUUUACAUUUGUUGAUGAGAACAUUUUCAAAAAAGAGACUUUUUCAGCCUUUAUCUCCCUGUUGGACAACUAUGAGAGUGACACUGGAGAGCCUGAAAUUGUAACCCCUGAGGAGGAGGCAGAGAACCACAAGUUCCUUGAUGCCAUCAUUCAGACUCCUGUUAUGAAGAUAGCUCAUAAAUACCUGGUAGAGAAGCACCUCUCUCCUGAAGACGAGGCACAGUUCAAGGAGCAGCUGUACAGGAUCUGGUUUGAACUUUAUGCCAGGAGAGGAUCUAGCAGGCCAGACUCCUCAGGGUUCGAACAUGUGUUUGUUGGAGAAACCAGAGGUGGUCAAACUGUCAUCGGGUUUCACAACUGGAUCCAGCUCUAUCUACAGGAGAAGCUGGGACACAUUGACUACAAAGGUUACAGCAUCAAUGCAAAUUCACCUCAGCCGGACCAAAACAAACACAUCAUGGCGCUACAGUUCAGCUGGAAGAAUGGCAUAAAGCCCAAAGGCAGCAUCUUCAUUGGCGUCAGUCCCGAGUUCGAGUUUGCUCUCUACACUCUCUGUUUCCUUUCCUCGCCCAAUGAGCACGUCAAAGUCCAGUUCAGUUUUUACCAUGUGGAGAUUGUUUGCCACCACUACAACCAAAAGCACAUAGGCACCACUUACCCUGUGCUCCUUAAGUACCGGAACCCUGAGUAG
Monopterus albus (swamp eel) is the source of this 971-nucleotide messenger RNA. RefSeq names its product endonuclease, polyU-specific 2 (gene endou2). NCBI's taxonomy places the organism in Eukaryota, Metazoa, Chordata, Actinopteri, Synbranchiformes, Synbranchidae. The record is from RefSeq and is a predicted model, not a curated record. The transcript has 7 exons. The coding region runs from base 120 to 971 and encodes 283 amino acids. Gene Ontology annotation, molecular function: RNA endonuclease activity.